UCACCAAACACUGAUUGAAUUAAAGUCAAGAUGGCGACCGAGGGCGAAUACGAGUCGAUCCUGUGUGUGAAACCUGACGUCAACGUUUACCGAAUCCCGCCGCGGGCAUCGAACCGGGGAGUCAGGGCGGCGGAUUGGAAGCUGGAUGCCCCUGAUUGGACAGGCCGUAUGAGAGUGACGGCUCGGGGAAAAGUGGCUUUCAUCAAACUGGAGGACAAGAUCUCUGGGGAGCUGUUUGCACAGGCACCAGUGGACGAGUACCCUGGCAUCGCCAUAGAAACCGUCAGCGACUCCAGUCGUUACUUUGUGCUUCGGAUCCAGGAUGAGAGUGGUCGCAGUGCGUUCAUAGGCAUCGGGUUUGGGGACAGAGGGGACUCGUUUGACUUCAACGUGGCGCUGCAGGACCACUUUAAGUGGGUGAAACAGGAGCUUGAGAUCAGUAAGCAGUCUCAGACUCCAGACAACACUCCUAAACUGGACCUGGGUUUCAAAGAGGGACAGACCAUCACUCUCAAUAUCGGGCAAGGCAGAAAGAGAGACAAGUCCCGCCCCCAGAGUGCUGGUGGCUUUGGGCUCCUCCCUCCUCCCCCUGCCGGUGGUGGCGCCAAGAUAGCCCCUCCCCCUAUGUCAAGCUCCUCCAAUGACAAUGAAGGGUUAUUCUCAGGGGGAGACUUAUUCUCUGCGGGAAGUGACUCGUUUUCAGGGGAAAGUGACACGUUUUCAGGAGGAAACGACACAUUCCCAGCAGGAAGUGACAUGUUCUCAGGGGGAAGUAACACAUUCUCAGGGGGAAGUAACACAGGCUGUUUGUUAGACCUGGACAGCAGUAACUCCAACUCUGUGGUGCAGCCGAACCCCAACCCUACAGGCGGCUCGGACAUGUGGGGAGACUUCUCUGCCCCAGAAAAGUCAAUGUCUCCGCUCGCCAACGAUGAUGGUUCCACCAACUGGCAGCAGUUCUGAGGCCGUCCCACAAUCCCUUUCACCUGACCUUCACCUGACCUUUAACCCCUGACCAGAGGAAGACACUGUAUAUUAUCACCUCAACCUCAGUGUACUCUCUCCCUCUCUUCCCCCUCUCUUUAUUUGUCUCUCUCACACCCUGCCCCCACUCUCAUCACCCCUCUCCUGGCUUCCUCUCCUUACCACCCUCUCCCUCUACAUCUUUCCCUCUCAGUUUCAACGCUACACUCUCUCCCCCUCUGUCCCCCUCUCCUUGCCCUCCUCUCCCUCUGUCUCUUUCUCUAUCUCUAUCUAUUGCAACAGAGUAUUUAUUUACUACUGAGGGAAAAGACUGAGGUUAAAUCUCUCUAAAUGAAAGAUGGUACAGAAAGGAAUGAUGGUGACUCACACUAUAGUCUUGAUAAAAAACAAAUUAAUUUAUGUACAGAAUAUAUUAUUGUAAAUGUAUAUAUUGUCAGUAGUUUGUAAUUCCCAUUGUUGUUGUGGUAGUGUCGUAGCUAAUUUUCCUUUAGAAUCUCCAGUACAACUGGAAUUAUCGCCUGAAAUAACUAAUUUACAGGCUUGCCUGGAUGCAUUAGUAUAUGACCAAGUUAUCUGAUCUAAGGUCAGUUUUGCUUUUUCCUCUUAAUUACUAAGGUUAGGCCACGGUGAGUCUGGAGCUGGGCUUUGGAGCAGCUUCUGCUUUGAGUGGACACUGAUCUACUGUAAGUUUACACAGUAGUCAUGCUGUUUGGCGCCCCUUGGUGGGCUAUUGCGGUCCUACAACCACAGUCUGACGGAGAGUGGUGAGAUGUGGACAUUAUCACUGCUGGGGAUGGGAACUUGGCAGGGUCACUUGGCUGCGUUGUUCUAACAUGAGGCUGGUGUUAGUUGGUCAAUUAACACCGAAAUGGAGGGAGCGAUAGGAAAAAAUAGUGGUCUGAUUGAGUGAAGGGAUAGCAGAGUGAUGGGAUGAAAGGGUAAGAUGGGUCUGAGGAGGGAUGGAGGGUGAGGAGGGGGUUAAACCCAUGGGGUGAUAGACAGGCCUGAUUUAGGCCUUGUGAUGUAAUCAACAGUCAAGGGGUUUCUGGGUAGAGAUGACUCAUUUAGGUCACGACUCUUGCCCUGCUGGAUGAAUAGCCCUGUGUGUGUUGUAUACACAACUGUCUGUCCGUCCGUCCGUCCGUCCGUCUGUGUUCUAUACGUUAAACCCUGGAACUAACUUAACUCUGUCAAUGCAGUGAGACCAUUCCAGUCCUUGUGAGAUGCAGUGUUUUACUUUACUGCAGUGUUUUACUUUACUGUUUUAUUUGGAGAGAAAGGAUGGAGGGAUUGAGGGGGAUAAUGCAGUACAGGACAUCACAGUGCAAUAUUACAGUAAGCCAUGUAUGUGGCUUUUGUACUUAUCAUUGUGUGUGUCUUUCUCUCAUGGACUCAAACAUAUGCAUUGAUUGAUGACAUGAUGUUGAUUAAUGACGUGAUAAUUGAUUGAUUUCCUGUGUGAGCACACGGCUAGUUGGAGAACUGGUAUGAACUGGUGAGAGUCUGUGUAGACCCUACCUAUGUUUGUUUAUGUGUUUCUUCUUGUCAUUACAAAUACAAUAUGUGUGUAUGUAAAUGUGUAUGUAUUGAAAAUAAAAGUAUAAAGAUAUCAACUAA
Molecule: messenger RNA, 2601 nt
Organism: Coregonus clupeaformis (lake whitefish)
Lineage: Eukaryota; Metazoa; Chordata; Actinopteri; Salmoniformes; Salmonidae
Product: adaptin ear-binding coat-associated protein 1-like
Exons: 8
Coding region: 31-963 (310 amino acids)
Biological process (GO): endocytosis
Cellular component (GO): membrane; clathrin vesicle coat
Source: RefSeq, a predicted model, not a curated record